Messenger RNA from Drosophila suzukii, 1133 nucleotides. RefSeq names its product serine protease inhibitor 42Dd-like. Lineage: Eukaryota; Metazoa; Arthropoda; Insecta; Diptera; Drosophilidae. The record is from RefSeq and is a predicted model, not a curated record. Gene Ontology annotation, molecular function: serine-type endopeptidase inhibitor activity.
GAUCUGAUAUUUUUGGCCACGUCAGUGGCUGGCCGAUUCACUGAUGAUUUGUACCAACUUUUGGCCAAAGACAAUGCCAACAAGAAUCUUAUUUCUUCGCCUCUUUCCGUCGAUAUUGCCUUGAGUAUGGCCUACAUGGCAGCUGGCGGAAAGACAGCCCAAGAAAUGAGGAGCGUCUUGAAACUGCCUGCGGAUAAAAAGGAAGUGGCUCGUAAAUACAAGCAAUUUCUGACAAGUCUCGAAGGUCGCGAGAAGGUGGCUAUCCUCGAUAUAGCCAACCGAAUAUACGUAACUAAUGGCUUCACUAUAGUUCCGGAGUUUAAUCAAGUGGUCAAAGGCUCCUUUAAGGCCGAAGCGGAGGCUAUCAGCAUAAGUGAUCCAAGUAAAGCCGCUUCGAUCGUCAAUAAGUGGGUAAACGAUCAGACGCGCAGCAGGAUCAAAACCAUUGUUACGGAUAAAGAUAUAACCUCGGAUCUGGUUAUGAUUCUCCUGAAUGCAAUUUACUUCAAAGGUCAGUGGCAGUACGAAUUCGACCCUAAAAAGACCAAGCAGUCCGAUUUUCGAACUGUCGACAAAAAAACCGUCCCUGUCCAGAUGAUGUCGCUAUCGGGCGCAUUUAAGGCGGGAUAUAGUCACGACCUGGAUGCCAAAGUGAUAGAGCUUCCUUAUCGGAACUCAAGCCUCUCCAUGGUUAUCUUUUUGCCGGAAAAACUCGAUGGCUUGCAGGAAUUGGAUCAGAAAAUCGCAGGCUUCUCCAUAGAGUUUCCAGAAAGGAAUGUGCAUUUAAAGUUGCCAAAGUUCAAAAUCGAAUUUUCCUCAGAGCUAAAGGGUAUUCUUGCGACGAUGGGCAUACGAGAUGCAUUUACUAGUGCUGCUGAUCUUGGAGGUCUGGUUAAGUCUUCAGGAGCCAAGAUCAGCAAAGUCAUACACAAGGCCUUCAUUGAGGUUAACGAAGAGGGUGCCGAGGCAGCAGCUCUUACAGCUAUUCAAGCGGUUUUGACUUGCUCUGGAUGCGGGCCCCCGCAACCUUGGGUGUUUAAUGCCGAUCAUCCGUUUGCCUACGUCAUUCGCGAUGAGGACACCAUUUACUUUCAGGGACACUUCGUAAAACCAUGAAAAUAUAGUACCAUUUU